This is a messenger RNA of Eupeodes corollae, 2208 nucleotides long. RefSeq names its product sialin-like. NCBI's taxonomy places the organism in Eukaryota, Metazoa, Arthropoda, Insecta, Diptera, Syrphidae. The transcript is spliced from 2 exons. Bases 235 to 1800 code for a protein of 521 amino acids. The record is from RefSeq and is a predicted model, not a curated record. Gene Ontology annotation, molecular function: transmembrane transporter activity. Gene Ontology annotation, biological process: monoatomic anion transport; transmembrane transport.
UAGUAGUUCUAGUUCGAGUUCUUCAUCUUCAGUGUUGUUUAGAAUCUCACGGAAGAAACUAUUUCCGUUCGCGCUCGCCUCAGUCUCAGACAGUCUAUGAAUGAACCUAUGCGAGUGCGUGUAAAGUUGUGAAAUUCCAAAUAGAAUUUUAAUGUGGAUUCUUAAUUAAAAAUAUAAAUUUGUGGGUUUAUUUUUGUUUGUUUUAUUGUUCUGCCAUACAUAAAACACCAAAGUAUGGCUUCAUCAACUACAGUUAGAGUUUUGGAAAAACAUCAAUAUAAACAUCAAGAAGCAGACGAGGUGAAGGAGGGAGAAGAAGAAGAAGAUGGGACAUUUCCAAAAGCCCGUCAUGUAUUCGGUUUUAUGGGAUUCCUUGGGUUCGCCGUUGUGUACUCGAUGAGGGUGAACUUGUCGGUAGCCAUCGUUACGAUGGUCAAUCAGACGGCAAUUCCUCACGUCAAUUUGACAGAAGACGACCAGUCUUGUCCAAUAAGUCCCUCGUUGUCGUCAAACCAAACAACAAAGCCCCGCCAGCUGCAAGGCGAGUUCGAAUGGGAUGAAGCAACACAGGGCCUUGUAUUGGGGUCGUUUUACUAUGGCUAUAUGUUGACACAGAUCCCGGGAGGACGGUUGGCCGAGCUCUAUGGAGGCAAACUAGUCUAUGGACUUGGAGUGUUUAUAACUGCCGUUCUAACUCUAUUAACACCACUUGCUGCUCGCUGGAACCUCCCAGCCUUGGUGGCUCUACGAGCGAUUGAGGGUUUGGCCGAGGGGGUGACUUAUCCAGCAAUACACGUCAUGGUGGCCAAUUGGGUUCCACCAUUCGAAAGGAGCACCUUUUCGGCGGUGGUCUAUUGUGGGUGUAAUAUAGGAACUGUAAUUUCACUCCCUUUAGCCGGUUGGUUGUGCUCGUUGGAGUUUCAGGGAGGAUGGCCGUUGGCCUUUUACAUAUUCGGAAUACUCGGAAUGAUUUGGUUUGCUUUCUGGAUGUGGCUGGUUGCAGAUAGCCCAGCCAGGAGCAACAGGAUUUCGGAGAAGGAGCGCAAUCACAUCGAGCGAGCUUUAAGGUCUGUGAAAAAAAUUGAAGAUGACGAUGAUGAUGCUGAUGCGAGAAACAUUCCUUGGCUUGCUCUACUGACCUCCCCACCUCUGUGGGCCAUAAUGGUAACUCAAUUUGGCUGGAUGUGGACUUUUCUGACUCUCAUCACUGAACUUCCCACUUACAUGGAUCAGAUUCUUCAUUUUGACAUUCAAUCCAAUUCGGCGUUGAGUGCUCUUCCCUAUUUCACGGCAUGGAUAAUGGGAAUUUUGUGUUGCAGCUUUGCAGAUUGGCUGCUCAACAGGAAGUACAUUAGCCUGCUGAAUUCCUAUCGUCUGUGGAAUUCAGUGGGAUCGAUAAUCCCAUCGAUUGGUUUGAUUGGGGUGGCAUAUGUGGGUUGCAGUGGCACUUGGGUGAUGUUCAUGUUGGCUGUGUUAGGUGCAUUCAAUGGAGCUACUUAUGCUGGUUUCCAAAUGAACCAUAUAGCCUUGAGCCCGAAAUACGCUGGCACUGUGUAUGGAAUAACAAAUACGGCGGGCAGCAUGUCGGGAUUUUUGGGGCCCUACAUCACGGGUUUGGUUAUCAAUGGAAAUAAUACACUGGCCCAAUGGAGAUAUGUGUUUUAUUUAGCUGCGGUGGUGAGUUUUAUUGGGAAUGCAUUUUAUUUUGUGUUCGCGAGUACCGAGGAGCAAAGUUGGUCGAUUAAUUCUAAGAAAUCGAAGGAAAGGGCAGAAACUGAGAAGUUUUUGGCAUCGACAUGAACAAAAAUACCCUCUACCGUUAUUUUGACAUGAAGAGUAUUGUGAUUUAUUUACUUAACUUUGUAUCAUAUUUGUACCAAUGAAGGCUUUACAUUCUUUUCUGUAUGUUUUUGUUACUUAAAAAGAUUAAUUUUUGUUUAUUAGUACCUUUUUAUACUUUUACUUUAAUUCAGUGUCGAUUGUAAAUGCCAAAAAUAUACACAAACAAAAAACAGUUUAAUAUUAAAAUACUUUUGUAUGUUUAUACAUUUUUAAAAGAGUAAUUUUUAAACCAUGCGUAUUAGUACCUGCAUAAAAUGUACAAAUUAAUUGAAAACAAAAUAAAUUACACGUAGGUUUGAAUGAUAAUAAUAAUUAUUUUAUACACAACAAUUAAAUAUGGCUAAUAAAAUAUUAUUUUAAAAUAUA